This is a messenger RNA of Linnemannia hyalina, 1929 nucleotides long. The record is from the annotation of a GenBank genome assembly. Lineage: Eukaryota; Fungi; Mortierellomycota; Mortierellomycetes; Mortierellales; Mortierellaceae.
AUGUUUAUCGCAACCGAAUACCAAAGCCUGGUGGACAAGAUCAAUAAGCUCAAGCACCACCGCCUGAACCAUGUCCUCAGCGUGCCGCAGAUAGCCAUCGUUGGUGACCAGUCCAGCGGCAAGUCGAGCGUCCUAGAAGCCUUUACUAAGCUCCUCUUUCCGCGCGACAAGGGCAUGUGCACCCGCUUUGCAACGCAGGUGAAUCUAUGCCGUGAUUUUUCCCUAACCAAGGACACCCUAUCGGCUCGAAUUGACGGCCAGGAAGCGUUCAAUGAACGGCACAAGGCCAUCCAAGUGGACCAGUUCCAUGAUGUGAUUGAGGAGGCUGUUUCAUUGCUCUGCACCACCAGCGAUAUCAGCGACAAGGUCCUCGAACUGACGCUUUCCGGUCCCUCCCAGUCGCCUCUAACGAUCGUCGACCUACCCGGGUUCAUCAACACCACGUUGGACGGCCAGGACAAGAACAUCCCCAUAACAAUCCGCACCAUGAACGAACGCUAUAUGAAGGAUCCACGCACCAUCAUCCUGGCUGUUGUCCCCGCCAAUGUCGACCUCAACAACUCGUAUGUUCUGGCCCGGGCCGAGGAGCAUGAUCCCAAGAACGAGCGCACGGUUCCGAUUGUCACUAAACCAGAUAUGAUCGACAAGGGCACCCUUCCGGAACUCAUUGACAUGGUCCUCAACAACCGAAAGAAAAUGAAGCUUGGCUAUUUGGUGAUGCGCAACACUGGGUAUGCCGAUAUGGAUCUCUCCUGGGACGAUGCGCGCCAAGCGGAAGAUGACUUCUUUGCUCGGGAUAAGGAGUGGCAGUUGGUACCCAAGUCGAACAAGGGUCGCGUCGGCGUUAAGAAGUUUCUCGGCGACUUACUGCAUGCCCACAUCAAGAAGGAGCUUCCUCUGCUCAGGCGCGAGGUGAUCAACAAGACUGACGAGCUUCGACGGGAACUUGAAGGCAUGGGUGUCCGUAUUGCCACCAACCACGAGGCUCGUAUCAAGUUUGCGGAUCUCACAAUGCAGCUUCAGUUGUCCCUUUCUAGCACCUUGACCGGCGCCUACUCUCAGGAGUACAUGGACAAGUUCAAGGACGAUGACGAUGGUAGCGAUGAUGAGGAGCAGGAGGAGAGCCUCCGCUUUAUUCGGUCGUCACUAUACAAGCUUUACCAAGGCUACAAUGCUGCCAUGGCCGAGCACAACUUCCAAAAGCUGGAGACAAGCGACAUUGUGGCGAUGGCAACCCGCUUCAAAGGCAACGAGCUCCCCGGCUUUGUUCCAUUUACAACUUUCGUCAAGUUGUUCAGCGGCACACAUACAACUUGGAGGACGCUAACCAAGGAGCACAUCACCAAGAUGCACCAGUAUCUAUGCAAGGCCAUCAAAGCGUUCCUCGUCUAUGCUAUCGAGCAUCAACCUGUGCGUGAGGUUUUUCUCGACGUCUUUCUCACGUUUUACAGCAAGCAGGUCAAGCUGAUCAAUGCCGCCAUCGAGGACAUCUUUGAGGACGAGGCCCUGCCAUUUACUUUCAACAAGUACUACUAUGAUACGAUCCUCAAGAUCCGCGCUGACAAAGUUCAAGAUCAACUGGACAAAAAAGAUAGGCAUGUAAACCAAUAUGGACAGUCAGUCGUAUUAGCCAGCCAUUUGACGGCACCCUAUACAGAUGCUGACUCCAACGAGGAAAAGGCGGCCGAGGAGUUGGGCGAGCAGGUGCAGGCCUACUGCAAGGUGGCGCGCAAGCGCAUUGUCGAUGUUGUACUGCUGCAGACCCUCGAGCGCCAUAUGGUUAGGCAUAUUGGUCUGUACUUCAAGGAGUUGAUCAAGGUGGACGACAUCAAACUGACUUGCCUGAUCGAGUCGGACGAUGACAAGCGCCGUCGCGAGAGCCUCGAGGACCGGAUCGAGAUCUUGGAUCGCAGCCUAGCCGAGCUCUAA